Molecule: messenger RNA, 2455 nt
Organism: Pollicipes pollicipes
Lineage: Eukaryota; Metazoa; Arthropoda; Thecostraca; Pollicipedomorpha; Pollicipedidae
Product: protein masquerade-like
Exons: 11
Coding region: 122-2455 (777 amino acids)
Biological process (GO): proteolysis
Molecular function (GO): serine-type endopeptidase activity
Source: RefSeq, a predicted model, not a curated record
CGGAGAAUCGGUCGCCGCUGCGCCGUUCUGAACACGGCUGCGCACUUCUGAGGCCGUGCGUUCUGACCGCGUCCGUCGGAGCAGCUCGUGCCGAGCCGGCACACCUCCCGCGCGGGCGGCAAUGUCGCCGCGAGCCGGCGCCCUGCUGGCCCUCCUCAGCGCGGGUCUGGCGCUGACCCUGGCGGCAGCAGGCGGCGCCACCGCGGCCGACCUGACCCCCGCGGGUCACCAGCCCCGGCCCUCGGUACACCCGUCAGCGCCAAGGACGCCAGCCGAGUAUGUCGAGGACGCCGUUGCGGCGCUGGGACGCACGCGGACGGAUCGGACGCGGGCCUCGGGCCCACCCACCCGACCCCGCCCGUCGAGCGGGGCAGGACUGUUUGCAAAUCUGUUCACGUCGCUGACGCGGCCUACGGAGAGCACCAACUGCCCGGGCCAGUGUUUCCACGCGCUGGCGGCACUCAUGUGCGAGAAGAUCCUGGAGAACCGCUCCUGCGGCCGGCCCUCCAUGCGCUGCUGCGUCGGCCAGGGUCCAGUGCGCCGUAAAGCGACGGUGGCGCCGACCUCGGCGCUCCCCGAAACACGCAGCACGACCCAAGUUGUAACCACAACCCCAACACAGGCGCCGUCAUCAACCACGAUUACCACGCCAUCAACUACAACUACUCCCACAACCACAACAAGAAGACCCACUACGACGACGAGGCCGACGACGAGGCCGACGACGAGACCGACGCCGCUUCCGACGACUACCACUGUGGCCACAACACAACCUACUACUACGGAACGUAUGACAGUGCCGUGCCCGGGGGUGUGCGUGGCCCUGCGGAUAGCCAACUACUGCGAGGCGGCGCUGGAUGUGCCACGAGCCUGCGCCGACGACCAGCGCUGCUGCGUACCCGGCUCUCUGUUCGACAACCUGCCGUCUCCGCCACCGGAGUUUGUUCGGCUCAAGAAGGCGUCGGUAGCCGGUCAACAGCCACCACAGCAGCAGCAGCGACCAAAGCCACAGGCGCGGCCGCCUCCGCAGACGGGGGUGCCAGCGACGAGACCGACAAUGCAGCAGCAGAAACGGCCGGACCAACCGCCAGCCAGGCGGCCGGAGCCACAGCAGCGGCCGCAGGAGACGCGGCCAAAGGCAGAGUCGCCGCCGGCCUCGAGGCCACAGCAGCUGCAGCCCGCCUCGACUCCGACAGCUCAGCAGCAACCAAAGCCGCAGUCGCAACCGGUUCCGAUGCAGUCCAAUUCAGCGGCACAGAAGCCACAGAAAGGAUUGGACGAAGAGAAUAAAUCGAACAUGAUGACGGCAGCUCGGCCAGACAUCACGAUCCCUGUUCGGUCCCAGUGCCGGGGCCAGUGCGUCAACGGGCUCUUCUCCUACCUCUGCGACCGGGUGGACCGGAGCGUGCGCUGCAACACCGGGGGCCGCUGCUGCCUGACGAGCCGGCGGCCGCCGCCCGCCCCUGAGCCGGCCCCCGAGCUCGACCGCAAGCCCGUCUCCCAGACCGGUCAGCUAGCCAAGGAACCGGCGGUGCACACGGGCGGCACGCCCUCUGGUGGCGCUCUCAGCGCCCUCAUCGGCCAGGCGCUGUCCGGUGGCGGCGGCGGCGGCCAGGGCGGCGCCAGCGGGUGGAGCCGAGCUGACCACCACUUUCCGUUGCGGCUCCAAGUCGGAGCGGUGCUGCGCCAAGAAUCCUCGUCCGCCGACAACUGGGAGCGGCGGGCAGCCUCCGCCGGGUACCAGCGGUACCGGACUAUCCGGGCUACUCGGCGCCAGCUGGCACGGAUGCGGUUCCGGCCGGCGUACCCGCAGUACCCGCAGGUGGUCGGCGGCCGGGACGCGGCCCCCGGCGAGUGGUGCUGGCACGUGGCGCUCGUCAACUCGCUGAACCAGUACCUGUGCGGCGGCGCGCUGAUCGGCACCCAGUGGGUGCUCACCGCCGCCCACUGCAUCACCAACAUCGUCCGUUCGGGUGACGCCAUCUACGUGCGCGUGGGUGACCACGACCUGACCUCGAAGCAGGGCUCGCCGGGCGCGCAGACGCUGCGUGUCUCCACCACCUACAUCCACCACAACCACAACACGCAGACUCUCGACAACGACAUCGCCCUUCUCAAGCUGCACGGCGAGGUGGACCUGACGGAGGGAGUUUGCCUGGUGUGCCUCCCGGUCAGAGGGGUUGAACAGCAGGCGGGCAGCCGCUGCACCGUCUCUGGAUACGGAUAUAUGGGUGAAGCGGAGGAGAAGAGGAGCGUGAAGCUGGACUGGAGCAGGAAGGUGGAUAUGAAGUUCAGGCAGCAUGCUGACAAGAAGCGGGCCGUCGCCCGCGUGGGGAAACUGAAGCGGCUGAACGUGAUGAAGAAACUGAAGGCGUCUGGCGGCUUGUUCGCAGGCCCUGAAGAGGUGGCGGCGCCCUUGAAGGUCCUCGGCGCAAAGGAGAACAACAGCGGAUGA